This is a messenger RNA of Cryptomeria japonica (Japanese cedar), 1561 nucleotides long. Its product is annotated as probable pyridoxal 5'-phosphate synthase subunit PDX2. NCBI's taxonomy places the organism in Eukaryota, Viridiplantae, Streptophyta, Pinopsida, Cupressales, Cupressaceae. Gene Ontology annotation, biological process: pyridoxine metabolic process; pyridoxal 5'-phosphate biosynthetic process. The transcript is spliced from 7 exons. Gene Ontology annotation, molecular function: glutaminase activity. Bases 513 to 1292 code for a protein of 259 amino acids. The record is from RefSeq and is a predicted model, not a curated record. Gene Ontology annotation, cellular component: cytosol; glutaminase complex.
AUUUGUUCUCUAAAGCAGCGUCAUGUGACUUCCAUGCUUUCUUAACUUGUUUUCUCUUUCUUCUCGUUUUUUCUUAUUUUCAUGCUUACAAUUGCGAAUUGAAACUCUCCCAAUUGUAUUCUGCUACUUCUUUUCGAUGUUUCUGAACUUUCUCUUUUCUGUUGUUUUCGCUUGUUCUAAUUCCUGUUCUAUAUUGAACUCAUGAUACCCUCUUCUCAUAUUCUUUUUGCACGCUUAUUACCACUGGUUUCUAUAAUUUCUUUUAGCUUGAUAUCUUCCUGCUGUUAUUGUCAUGAAAUUCUCUACGCUCACGCGCUCAGACACCGCUCAGGAAACGCCAAUGGUUUAGCCAUUUUUAUUGGGUAGCUAAUAUUUUUAGAUUGACUGGAACCCUGCUUGCCUCCUCUGCUCUUCCUCUUCUACCUUUUUAAAACUUAUUCACAAAUUUGGAAUCUCUGUCUUUUGUUAAAUUGAUAUAUCUUUGACUAGCAAGGGGACAAAGAAGGGGUAAAAUGUCGGUAGGGGUGCUGGCUCUGCAGGGCUCUUUCCAUGAGCACUUGGCAGCUCUUGGGAAACUUGGAGUGAAGGGGUUUUUGGUAAGAAAGCCAGAGCAGCUGGAAGGGAUUUCAGGACUAAUAAUUCCGGGCGGGGAGAGUACUACGAUUGCAAGGCUUGCAGAGUAUCACAAUUUUAUUCGUGCAUUGCGAGAGUUCAGCAACAAAGGACAGCCUAUAUGGGGCACAUGUGCGGGACUUAUUUUCUUGGCAAACAAAGCAGUUGGGCAGAAAGAAGGGGGCCAGGAACUUAUUGGAGGACUGGAUUGCACUGUCCAUCGUAACUUCUUUGGCAGCCAGCUAAACAGUUUUGAAACAGAACUUCCAGUUCCUGAACUUGUUGCAAAGGAAGGCGGACCCAAAACUUUCCGUGCUAUAUUUAUUCGUGCUCCUGCCAUUAUUGAGGCAGGUCCAUCUGUUGAAAUUCUAGCUGAGUACAGUCUUCCAUCAAAGGAAUCAAAAGAGAUGUGUUCUGAUAGUGCAAAUGAGGAGAAAAGUCAAGGAGAAAAAGUCAUUAUAGCUGUGAAGCAGGGACACUUAUUAGCAACAGCUUUUCACCCAGAGUUGACAUCAGACACUCGUUGGCACAGUUAUUUCCUAAAGAUGGUAUGUGAUAGCGAACAUACAACUUCAGCAUGCAUAGGAUCAAAGGAAGAUCCAGAAAGAAUUCAACAUUCACCUCAACAAAGAGAUCUCCCAAUUUUCCAACAAACAGAAGGAUUAAGUUUUGAGUUGUGAAAAUUCAAUAAAUAUUCAUUCUUUCUUUAUGACUUAGGUAUUCUUGUUAAUUUCUAACAGUAAUUUGUUUCAAACUGGUAUAUUCCAUUCUCUUAAAAGUUGGGAAGAUGUAUUUUGUUCUAGAUUUAUUGAAAUUUGUAUUUGUUAUCAUUUAUGAUUUUGCAUUAUGCUCCUGCAUACUACAUGGCCUGGCCUGUGUUAUGCUCUAAAGAGAUUGUAGCCAAACCUUGCAACCUUGCAUAUAUAUUAUUUAAACUAAUUUAACUUAA